Molecule: messenger RNA, 1890 nt
Organism: Culex pipiens pallens (northern house mosquito)
Lineage: Eukaryota; Metazoa; Arthropoda; Insecta; Diptera; Culicidae
Product: putative glycerol kinase 5
Exons: 5
Coding region: 176-1774 (532 amino acids)
Biological process (GO): glycerol metabolic process; glycerol-3-phosphate biosynthetic process; triglyceride metabolic process
Cellular component (GO): mitochondrion
Molecular function (GO): glycerol kinase activity
Source: RefSeq, a predicted model, not a curated record
AUCGCCACUUCAUGCACCGUUGGCUCGUCAAUAAUUAAUCUAUUUUGGGCGGAUCAACAGAAGAACUACUAGAGAGCCUCGUUUAGUCUAUCGCAGGUCGAUACGUGAAGUGGUUGGUCUCUAGUUUCGAUCCUGCCCCCCUCCCUUUGCCAGAUUUGUUUGCCAAACGGGAAACAUGAUGGGAACCGCGGUCAAGUACGUCGCAGCCCUCAACGUCGAUACGAAGCUGGUCAAGUGUUUCGUUUACGCAGUGUUCCGGGAAUCAUCGCGCGUUGAAGUCGUCGGGUCGGCAUACGAUCAUAUUGAAUUCGUCUACCCAGCGAUAGGACGUUUGGAAAUAGAUCCCGCGAAGCUAUGGAGUUGUGUAAUCACCACGAUCAAGACCGCGUUCGAAGAGGCCAACCUAACCGCUGACCAAAUCGCUUUCCUCGCGAUUUCCUGCCACCAGGGUUCGUUCACAUGUUGGAAUCGUUCGAAUGGAAUGGUGUACCACAACUUUAUCACCGCCCAAGAUCUUCGUGCCGAUCAGAUGACCAAGGACUGCAACGAGAACUUUAUGUUCAAGGCGUUCAAGAGCAGUGCCAGCUUCCUGCACUGUUUCACCCGAAGUCAACGGUAUCUGAACCAGAGCCUGUACGAGGUGACCAACGAACAUGUGACCAUGCGUCUCGCGUGGAUGCUGGAAAACAGUCCCGGAAUCAUGCAAGAUCUGCCCUUUGGGAACGUACUGUUUGGAGGAAUCGACGCGUGGCUGCUGUACCGCUUCCGGCAGGGCAUCGAUCCGAACAAGAAGGUCGAACACAUUAGCGAUGUGACGAGCUGCGUAGCGACAGGAUUCUACGAUCCUUUCACGCAAGACUGGGCAGAUUGGGCCGCAAUGCUGUACCCGAUUGAGCGCCAAAUUCUUCCAAAAGUGGUAGACAACUCGUUUCAUUACGGCUUCGUGGACAAGUCUAUAUUUGGCAGUACAAUUAGAAUUGGAACUUCGAUUGCAAAUUCUUCAGCUGCCCUCUGGGGAACCUGCUGUUUCGAGAAAUCCGAACUAUACAUCAAAAUGGACACGGCUGCCGUACUCAACAUCGUCACCAAAGCCUCCUGUCUAGCAUCCACCAACGGAAUGACCCCAAUGAUCGCCCACAAAACGGUCCACCCAAUCUCAGACCACGAAGAGGUAGCCUACGUGCUGCAAAAGAUCUGCACCGAUUGCACGACGGUCGUUGACUGGGCGUUAAAAAUCGGUCUCUUCACCGAACCACGCGAGGGCUCCUCGAUGGCCAGUUCGGUGUCCGACUCCAACGGAGUAUUCUUCAUCCCAGCGUUCAGCGUGUUUGGCGUUCGCGACAUCACAGCCGGAUCGAGCUUCAUCGGCAUCAAGAAAUCAACCCGCAAGGAGCACCUCAUCCGCGCACUGUUCGAGAGUCUCGUGUACCGAAUCGCACUCCUCUACGUGAGUGCCCUCAAGGAAAUCGAAGCCCAAAAUCUGGAAGAAUUUACCAAAAUCAAGGUGGACGGAACCGUUUCCCAAAUCGACUUCAUCUGCCAAAUGCUGGCGGACACGGCAGGUUUGCCCGUUGAACGGAGCGAUACGGCGGACGCGUCGGCGCUGGGAGCCGUGUUCGUGGCCGGUAUCAACCUGGGAUUCUUUCGGAACAAACCGGAAGUGAUGCGCAUCCGGAAGGUGGACAAAACGUUCGCGCCAAAUCCGAACAACAAGCUGAAACUGCUGCGAAAUAUGCGCUCCUGGGAGGAAGUGGUGGAGAAGUUUAAGGUGUGAGGAUCGCGUGUUGAAUUGUGCCGGGAAUAAUCAUGUAAAUAUUUGGUUUUAACGAUACUUUGUAAGGAAAUGGUGAAAAUAAAGUCAAUCGGCUUGAGGUGAGAAAUUACGGAUUG